This is a messenger RNA of Calliphora vicina (urban bluebottle blowfly), 2933 nucleotides long. RefSeq names its product topoisomerase 3-beta (gene Top3beta). Gene Ontology annotation, biological process: DNA topological change. The record is from RefSeq and is a predicted model, not a curated record. NCBI's taxonomy places the organism in Eukaryota, Metazoa, Arthropoda, Insecta, Diptera, Calliphoridae. Bases 105 to 2696 code for a protein of 863 amino acids. The transcript has 6 exons. Gene Ontology annotation, molecular function: DNA topoisomerase type I (single strand cut, ATP-independent) activity; DNA binding. Gene Ontology annotation, cellular component: nucleus.
CGCAAUAAAUUUAGUUUUUUAUAUUUUAAUUAAUAAAAAGAUUUAAUAUUAUAUCAGUUAUCGAACAAAUAAUACAACAAUUCAAUUAAUACGGUGAAUUCAUCAUGAAGAAAGUGUUGAUGGUGGCUGAAAAGCCAUCUUUGGCGGCAUCGUUGGCACAAAUUUUGUCAAAUGGAAGAAGUACUUCUAAAAAAGGCACUAGCAAUUCAUGUUCUACUCAUGAGUGGACGGGACCCUUCAAGGGCACAAAUGUUGUGUUCCGCAUGACUUCGGUGUGCGGUCAUGUAAUGUCACUGGAUUUUGUGGGCAAAUACAAUUCCUGGGAUAGAGUGGAUCCAGUUGAAUUGUUUGGCUGCCCCACCGAAAAGAAAGAAGCGAAUCCCAAGCAGCAUAUGCGCAGUUUUCUAGCUCAAGAAGCAAAAGGUUGCGAUUAUUUGGUAUUAUGGCUGGAUUGCGAUAAAGAAGGCGAAAACAUUUGCUAUGAAGUUAUGGAUGCUGUUUCUAGAGUAAUAAACAAUGUCUACAAUCGAAGUGUAACAUAUCGAGCACACUUUUCGGCUAUUACGGAAAAGGAUAUUAAAGGGGCCAUGGAAUCUUUGGGUUUUCCCAAUGAGAAUGAAGCCAAAUCGGUGGAUGCUAGACAGGAAUUGGAUUUACGAAUUGGUUGUGCUUUUACACGCUUCCAGACAAAAUUUUUCCAGGGCCGUUACGGAGACUUGGAUGCUUCGUUAAUCUCAUAUGGUCCCUGUCAAACGCCGACAUUGGGUUUUUGUGUCAAACGUCAUGACGACAUUCAAACUUUUAAACCGGAAAGUUUUUGGUAUUUGCAACUAACUGCCGGCCAGCCAGAAUUCACAUUCGAAUGGUCCCGCGGUCGUGUGUUCAAAAAGGAUAUUGCCAUAAUGCUAUUGAAUAUGGUUAAGAGCCAAAAGGAGGGUCUAAUCGAAAGUGUUGUAUCAAAGGAACAAUUUAAAGGCAGACCCCAGGCUUUAAAUACUGUCGAAUUGAUGCGUAUUUGUAGUUCUGGAUUGGGUAUUGGUCCUUUCCAGGCAAUGCAAAUAGCCGAACGCCUCUAUACACAGGGUUAUAUAAGUUACCCCCGUACAGAAACAAAUCAAUAUCCAGCUAAUUUUGAUUUAAAUGCUGUGUUACAUAUUCUAAAGCCCUCAUCGGAGUUUGGUACUGAAGCCCAUGCUAUACUGAGCGAUUUUAAUCCACCCCGCAAAGGUAAAGAUGCCGGUGACCAUCCUCCCAUUACACCAAUGAAGUUGGCUUCACGCAAUGAUUUUGAAAGAGACACAUGGCGGGUGUAUGAUUUCAUUUGUAGACACUUUUUAGGCACCAUAUCAAAAGACUUAAAAUAUCGUACGACAGUAGUCAAAAUGCGCAUUGGCAUGGAGACUUUCUCGUGUACGGCAAAUGUUUUACUCGAUCCUGGUUUUACUAAAGUUAUGACAUGGCAGGCAUUUGGUCGAGAUGAAGCCAUACCGCCAUUUAAUGAGGGCGAUCGUGUUCCAUUCAACGAUGUACGCAUGGCAGAAAGUCAAACUAGUCCGCCAGACUACUUGACAGAAGCUGAAUUGAUCACUCUAAUGGAACAGCAUGGUAUUGGUACAGAUGCUUCAAUACCCGUACAUAUUAAUAAUAUAUGUCAGCGGAAUUAUGUGACAAUUGAGACUGGUCGUAAACUCAUACCUACAACGCUGGGUAUUGUUUUGGUACAUGGCUAUCAAAAGAUUGAUCCAGAAUUGGUGUUACCCACCAUGCGCUCUGAAGUGGAGGGCAUGCUGACUCUUAUAUCUAAAGGAUCAGCUGAUUUUAAUGCAGUCCUUAAACAUGCUAUCGAUAUCUUCCGAUUGAAAUUCUUAUAUUUUGUUAAGAACAUAUCCAAUAUGGAUAGUUUGUUUGAGGUGUCAUUCUCACCCUUGGCCGAGUCUGGUAAGUCUCAUUCGCGCUGUGGCAAGUGUCGACGUUAUAUGAAGUACAUACAAUCGAAACCAGCACGUCUGCAUUGUUCUCAAUGCGAUGAGACCUACUCGUUGCCCAAUGGUGGCAAUGUUAAGGUGUAUCGUGAAUUCAAAUGUCCUCUGGAUGAUUUCGAAUUGUUGGCCUUUACCACCGGCACCAAGGGUAGAUCGUAUCCUUUCUGCCCCUACUGUUACAACAAUCCUCCGUUCAGGGAAAUGCCGAAAAAUGCCGGUUGUAAUUCUUGUACUCAUCCCACCUGCGCUCAUUCCCUGAAUACUUUGGGUAUAUCGGGUUGUGUCGAGUGUGAGCAUGGCGUUCUUGUAUUGGACUCUACAUUGGCACCAAGUUGGAAAAUUGGCUGCAAUAGAUGCGAUGUUAUAAUCAAUUGCUUCAAAGGAGCUACAAAAAUAACAGUAGAGGAAGACAAAUGCGACGAUUGUGGCGCUCAAACGGUUAAGGUUUUGUACAAAUCGGACAAGACGAAAUUUAAAGAUGGCACGGAGGAAAAGUCCGGUUGCAUAUUCUGUUCUUCAGAUUUUGCUCAUUUGGUAGAAAAACAUCGUGCAGUAUCAUCUCGACCAGUAAACAUCAGAGGUGGCCGUGGUGGUAGAGGAGGCGGCAGAGGUGGAAGUAAAGGUGGCCGUGGAGGCGGUGGUGGUAGAGGUGGUCGUGGUGGCGCACGUCAACCCAAAGACAAAAUGGCGCAAUUAGCAGCUUAUUUUGUUUGAGAUUAAUUCUUAGCUCAUCAUACAUUUUAUUCAAAAUACGUUUAAAAAUUGUCAAUGUUGUAAAUUACAACAUUUAAUGCAUUUUAUUUUCAAUACAUACGUACAUACAUACCAUAUUUAUUGAACAACAAAUUAAACAUUUUUAUCACAAUGUUUAAUGCAUUUAUCGUAAUUUUUAUGUAUAAUACCACCCCGAUAAGAAAAUAAAGUGUGAGUAAAAAAAGGAAAACAAAAAAA